Messenger RNA from Rhineura floridana, 1542 nucleotides. RefSeq names its product trafficking protein particle complex subunit 13 (gene TRAPPC13). The record is from RefSeq and is a predicted model, not a curated record. The transcript has 13 exons. Gene Ontology annotation, cellular component: TRAPPIII protein complex. NCBI's taxonomy places the organism in Eukaryota, Metazoa, Chordata, Lepidosauria, Squamata, Rhineuridae. Bases 100 to 1305 code for a protein of 401 amino acids.
CCAAGAAGAAGCGGCCUUCACCGCUCCCACAGCGGAGGGUACCCCUGGAGACGAAGGGGGCGGGGUUACGCGCCGACGUCACCAAAGAGAGCCGUAGUAAUGAGGUUGACCAAGCCUACUUUGUUCACCAAUAUCCCUGUGACCUGUGAAGAGAGAGACUUGCCAGGAGAUCUAUUUAACCAGUUAAUGAAAGAUGAUCCUUCCACUGUAAAAGGAGCAGAAACAUUAAUGCUUGGGGAAAUGUUGACUUUGCCUCAGAAUUUUGGAAACAUAUUCUUAGGAGAGACAUUUUCCAGCUAUAUUAGCGUACAUAAUGACAGUCACCAAGUGGUAAAAGAUAUUUUAGUAAAGGCUGACCUACAGACAAGUUCGCAGCGUUUAAACCUUUCGGCCUCUAGUGCUGCAGUGGCAGAACUCAAACAAGACUGUUGCAUCGAUGACGUAAUCCACCAUGAAGUAAAGGAAAUAGGGACACACAUUUUGGUGUGUGCGGUAAGCUACACCACACAGACAGGUGAGAAGAUGUACUUCAGAAAGUUCUUCAAAUUUCAGGUGCUCAAACCGCUAGAUGUGAAAACUAAAUUCUACAAUGCUGAGAGUGACCUCAGUUCUGUGACUGAUGAAGUAUUUUUGGAAGCUCAGAUUCAGAAUAUCACAACCUCUCCAAUGUUUAUGGAAAAGGUAUCACUGGAGCCUUCUAUUAUGUACAACGUAGCAGAAUUAAAUGCUGUCAACCAAGGUGGGGACAGUGUGUCAACAUUUGGUUUAAGGACAUAUCUACAACCCAUGGAUACACGCCAGUAUUUGUACUGUCUUAAACCAAAGCAAGAGUUUGCAGAGAAAGCUGGAGUUAUUAAAGGUGUAACAGUAAUUGGAAAACUUGACAUAGUAUGGAAGACUAACCUAGGAGAAAGGGGAAGGUUGCAAACCAGUCAGCUCCAAAGAAUGGCCCCAGGUUACGGUGAUGUCAGGCUUUCAUUGGAGACAAUUCCAGACACUGUAAACCUGGAAGAACCUUUUGAUAUUACAUGUAAAAUAACAAACUGCAGCAGUGAAAGGACCAUGGAUCUGGUUUUGGAAAUGUGCAACACUAAUUCCAUUCACUGGUGUGGUGUGUCAGGCAGGCAGCUGGGCAAACUGCACCCCACUUCAUCCCUACACUUGACACUUACGCUGCUAUCAUCGGUCCAAGGACUACAAAGUGUCUCUGGUUUGAGAUUAACAGACACCUUUUUGAAGAGGACAUAUGAGUAUGAUGAUAUUGCACAAGUCUGUGUUGUUUCUUCAAAAAUAAAAGAAAAUUGAAAGAGAACCCUUUUUGUUUUACUAUUCCUUAUUUUCAUUUUUGGACCAACUGUCUGGCAAAAAAAUAACGACUAAGCCAAAUGCAUCCUCUGUAAUCCAAAAAAGUAUUUCCCUAUUUAACUGGCCUUCUGGAACUCAAUCUGACAUCUUUGGAAUGUUUUUAAAAACUCUUUUAUUUGUAAAGAGCCAACCACGUGUAUUUUAAACUAUUUAGAAAUAAAGCCUUUAGUCCAACAA